GCUCAGUUCGGCAUGCAGCGUGGAUUGAGUCGCGUGUGUGUCGUUUAAAAAAAUUUACAUAGAAACUCGAACGAACUGGCCGAAAACGGAACUGUCAAAAUUGGCGGGAACUCAUCAAAAUUUUGUGUUUGUAAACAUUUUCAGUGAAUUCACAUUGUGAUAUUUCGAUAAAUAUUUCUCUCACUACGGUGCAAUAUUCAUUGAAAGUUUUUUCUUUCGAUAAUUGUUGGCAGCCAACGGUCAUUUGCAUCAGCUCGAGCAUCAUUGGCUGAAGAGUGGUCAGUCGUGCGCGAUAGCUUGCAACGCGCAGACGACCGGAGUCACUGGACAAGAAGAGGAGACAGAAAAAAGAGAGAAUUGUGAUUUAGUGCGGUGUCCGUGAAAUGCUCAAAGUGUUGUGCUAGUUUUUCUUUUGAAUAUAUAUUUUAUAUAUUUUUUUAUUAUAAUUAUUCACAAUGCAAGGAAGAGAUAAACUCUGUGCAAAGCUUACCAGCGCUUUCCUGAGGAAGUGGUGGUUCGUGCUCGCAUCAGCAGUCAUCCUACUCCUCCUAGGCAUAGUCAUUGCCAUAUUCCUCGGGACUUGGAUUCGACUCUUCAUAGACCAUGAGCUGGUGCUUCGCCCAGGUUCGAUGACGUUCGAGUGGUGGGCGCGGCCUCCGGUGCGGCCCUUCGUCAAGGUCUACGUGUACAACGUGACCAACGCCGAUGAGUUCCUCAACAACGGCUCCAAGCCGAUACUGGACGAGCUCGGACCAUAUGUUUACUCUGAGGAGUGGGAGAAGAUCAACAUAACAGACAACGAGAAUGGCACGCUGUCCUUCCACUACAAGAGGACGUACACCUUCCAGCCGGAGAUGAGCAACGGGAUGGACGACGAUGCGGUCGUCGUGCCCAACAUACCGAUGCUGAGCGCGACAUCUCAAUCGAAGCACGCCGCUAGGUUCCUGCGUCUCGCCAUGGCUUCCAUCAUGGACAUAUUGAAGAUCAAGCCUUUUGUCGAGGUGUCCGUCGGUCAGCUGCUCUGGGGCUAUGAAGAUCCGCUCCUGAAGUUGGCCAAGGACGUCGUGCCCAAGGAGCAGAAGUUGCCUUACGAGGAAUUCGGACUUUUUUAUGGCAAGAACGGCACCUCUCCGGACGUGGUGACGAUGUUCACUGGUGCUACGGACAUGACCCGCUACGGCAUCGUGGACCGCUACAACAUGAGGGACCGGCUGCCCCACUGGACCACGGACCAGUGCAACAGCGUCGCCGGCUCCGACGGGUCCAUCUUCCCGCCGCACAUCACCGCGAACGACACGCUCCGGGUCUACGACAAGGACCUCUGCCGAUUGCUUCCGCUGAGGUAUCUCGAAACGGUGGAAUCUUCAGCCGGAGUCGAAGGCUAUAGGUUCACUCCCCCUGAGGAUGUCUUCGCUAACGACGAGCACAAUAAGUGCUUCUGUCCUGCCGGUCCCCCCUGCGCCCCCGACGGACUCUUCAACGUCUCCCUCUGCCAAUACGAUUCUCCCAUAAUGCUAUCGUUCCCUCACUUCUACUUGGCGGACCCGAGCCUGCGGGAGGCAGUCGAGGGCAUCUCACCACCAGUACCAGAGAAGCACAGACUGUACAUCGACGUGCAGCCCGAGAUGGGUAUAGCAAUGCGCGCUCGAGCUAGGAUCCAGAUUAACCUGGCCGUCUCCCAGGUCUUGGACAUCAAGCAGGUGGCCAACUUCCCAGAUAUCGUCUUCCCCAUAUUGUGGUUCGAAGAGGGUAUAGACGAGCUGCCGGAGCGGGUGUCGUCGCUGCUGCGGCUGGCGACGCGCGUGCCGGGCGUGGCGCGGGCGGCGCUGGCGGGCGGGCUGUGCGCGCUGGGCGCCGCGCUCGUGCUGCUCGCCGUCACCUGCCUCAUCAGAUCGUCUCACAGACAAAGCACUCUCAGGCUGGAGGCUCACGUUGUCGCGAAGCCGCCUCCACCCAAAACACCGAGCAAAGAAAGCGCCUACGAACUGAACAGCCGGAGAUAAUAUAGAUAAACAAAAUGUUAUUAACAUAUUAUAUAGAUAAUAUAGAUAAGGAUUUUCUUUUCAAACUCACAAGAAACAAAUCGGAAAAUUCUGUUCUUCAAGGAUUAUUAUAUAAAGGAGGGUAGUCUUUAAAUGUUCGAAUUCAAUUUUUUUUACCAAAAAAUUAAAAAAAAGCGUUAAAGUUGUCUACUACCAAAUUUAAUUUGUCAUCAACAAGAUUUCCAGCUUAAGUUCGUUUAACCAGGGAAUAUUUUAUUAUUCAAGGACAUUUUGUAAAAUUUCACAGGUAAAAUUUUAUUUUCAUAUAUCUACCUGGUAUUAGCAGUUCCAGAGAAUUUAGUUAAACAGCACAUAGUAAGGAUUAAUAAAUAAUAAAUGGGAAUUGGUGCGUCCCUAGUUUUUUGAUUUCCUCUUCGAAUAUUUAUUUCGAUCCUCUGUAAAAUGAAUACAACUUGUGCAGAGAAAAAAGCCCGUUGGGCUAAAUUUAAAUAAAUAGUGAGUAGCGGAAUAGAAUUUGAAACUUUUCCAUCAGCGAUAGGUUUUCAUUAAAUUACGGUAACGGGGUCUGCCAUUACGACGAAUCGAUUUUUAAGGGCACAAAAAGUAUCGAAUACUAUUUUAUGAUUAUUUUUAGUCGAUUUUUUACCGAUAGUUACUAGUCUUCACUACGCGGUCCGUCCAUAAAGAUGUUUAUAGGUUUUUAUUUUUAUAUUACGAUGUAAUUUUUCAAAGUUUUUAUUGGUUGCGUUAUUACUUUACAUGUAUAGUAAUGGGAAUUACAAGUAUUUUUACAAUUGAUUACAAAAAUAAUGGGCGAUUAUUUGAAAAGGUUUGAACUUAAAGUAAAGAUGACGAGGGCGAUGAGUUGACUAAGUUUUUGCGUCUAUAAUUUAAACAAAGUGAUUGGGUCAGUUUUAUAGUUUGUGUGACAGAUUGAAAGCUCACAGAAAAAUAUUUUGAGGCCUUCUUUUUUUUUUAUAUGUUUGUCACUUUCAAUUCAGUUGUUUAAUUUUUAAAUCAAAUUUCCAUUAUUCCCGUUAAUGUACAAUGUAAUAAGAACUUUGAAUACUAUGACUGAUAAAUAAAAUCUGUCGAUAAUUUUUAAAGAUAUAAAAAUGUCAAAGAAAACUGUCAAUAUUGUCUGUUUCUUAAAAUCCUGAAGUAUAUUUUUUGAGGAUUCUACUUUAAAUAUAGGCAAUCAUAGCAUACCCUUAACUUUACGGGAUUGCGCGAGAUACAUUUUAUUUAGGUAGGUAAAUCAAUACAUUCCCAUAACUUCUUAAUCCCACUUAAAUAGGGCGGGUUUUUAUUUAAUUUAAAGUAUUUUCAGGGUUAAAAUGCCGCAUAUUAAUACAUUUUUUAAAUGCAUAUGUGUUCGAAAUGCGAUAUUUCAUUGAUUUCAUUAGAAGCACGAGUCAAAUUUGACUUAAUUCCUUUCGUGUAGCACAGAUCAGGAUCACGAGGUGACAGGACGAUUUUGUAUUCUUCAGUGCUGCCAAUUUAUUGUUUGUUCAACUACAGAUGUAUUAAUAAUUAUUAUAACGAUUAUUAAGCUUUUAACAUUUGAGAGAAUGCACAAUAACAAUUUGUUAUCCCAUUGCUUCAUGCUUAAAAUGAAGUACCUAUUAAAUUACUUAAUUUUCAAAAACUCGAUAGAUUCCCGCCAUUUAUUUAUCAAGAUUAUUAUAAUUACCAUGCGCUAAAAGAUCGGGUAUUCAAUAGCCGUAAACGAAUUAAAAAAAUAGUGAAAUAUUAGUGCUCUAUUAAUAGCCACCUUAAAUUGAAAUAUUUUGCGAAUUGUCGUACCCGACUGCUGAAGGAUGGGUGAUUUUAUUGUCAUAUGUACUGAAAUAAUAAUAUAAUAUAACUAAAAACUAAAAACAGAUUCACAAAAUCUUGUAAUUUUAACAAUAAAAUUUACGAUUUAAUGAUGCUCUGAAUUUUUAAACAAAAAUACUUUUUUUUCAUCUAGAUUCACAUAAUUUUUUUAGAAUUUAUACCUUUUUUUAAACUAUUUGCUAGAUAAUAUAUUCUCUAUGCAUGAUAUUUAAAAGCAUAGAUUUUUACCUAAGGGAAUUUAAUAAAAAAUAUAUUUUUGCAAAAUAUUGUAUGUUUUUUCACAAAUACGUAUAUGUUUAAAGAUUGUUUUGGUGGUAGGGCAUUCAAUUCUUAAAAAAAGGGUUGACAAUUCCGUCCUUUCAUAUCACAACGUGUAGGUACGUCGGUCACAAUGUUAUAUUUUUUUUACAUAUAUGAGAAUUAAGAAUUUAUAUAAUGAAUUUUGCUCAAAAAAUACUUGUAUGAUUGCUGAAUGACAGGUUUAAUAUAUACAAAUAUAUAUAUUUAGUAAUGGCCUUAUACAUAAUUAGUUGGAGUCCGAUAACUCAUUAUGUACAAGACCGUCUUAAUGGCCGCACAGCGCCGCGGCGUAGGUAAAGUUAUGUUUUAAUAUGGCAACUGGAAUUUUUGUAGGAAAACACAUGGACGUUUCGAAGGAAGCAUAUUAAUGAUUUCGCUGGAAUUUGUCACGCAUUUAAAAUUUUCUGUUAGUCCUUAUAUUGCAUUCUUUAACAUAACAUCCUGUAUACGUUAGGACACGUUUCGCGAACCUUCCGGCGUUGGUGUGUAAUGUGCACACUCCGGUUUCAAAUUUGUUUUGAUUUAUCGGAAUUAUUAGACGCUAAACAUUUUGUUCGCGCCUUUUUUAUUACAUUUGACGUCCAUGUUGUUUUCUGGUGAUGUCGUAACGUAAAAUUGAACUAGGGUUACUUUAUAAUGUAAAAUAUUAAUAAUACAAUAUGACUUGUAAAUAAAGGUGUAUGUUAUAGUUGAA
This is a messenger RNA of Bombyx mori (domestic silkworm), 4836 nucleotides long. It is a transcript of the gene emp, whose product is annotated as scavenger receptor class B member 1. The record is from RefSeq and is a predicted model, not a curated record. Bases 456 to 2003 code for a protein of 515 amino acids. Gene Ontology annotation, cellular component: lysosome; cytoplasm; membrane. Lineage: Eukaryota; Metazoa; Arthropoda; Insecta; Lepidoptera; Bombycidae. Gene Ontology annotation, molecular function: scavenger receptor activity. The transcript has 12 exons.